Molecule: messenger RNA, 1056 nt
Organism: Durio zibethinus
Lineage: Eukaryota; Viridiplantae; Streptophyta; Magnoliopsida; Malvales; Malvaceae
Source: RefSeq, a predicted model, not a curated record
UAUGAGGCUAUCAAGGCACAAACAGAAGCAAGAUAACACAACACAAUGAAGACUACAUUAUUUCUAGCAUUUUCUUUCCUUCUUUUUGGCUCAACAAUAGCCGAUGAUGAACUUGACCCAGUGCUUGACAUCUCAGGUCAGGAGCUCCGAACAGGCACUGAUUACUACAUUUUGCCGGUUAUCCGCGGCAGAGGUGGUGGCCUAACUCUUGCUAGCACUGGCAACGAGACCUGCCCGCUUGAUGUUGUUCAAGAGCAGCACGAGGUGUCAAACGGUCUCCCAUUAACAUUUUCACCUGUGAAUGUCAAGAAAGGUGUUGUACGUGUGUCCACUGAUCUAAACAUCAAGUUUUCUGCUGCUACAAUUUGUGUACAAUCCACUGUCUGGAAGCUUGACAACGAUGAAUCCAUACAAAAACUGGUUGUGACAACCGGUGGAGUUGAAGGCAACCCGGGGUCUGAAACUCUCAGCAACUGGUUUAAAAUCGAAAAAUUCGAAGAUGACUACAAGCUUGUUUUCUGCCCAGGGGUGUGCAAUAACUGCAGACCUGUAUGUGGGGAUUUGGGUGUUUUCAUUGAUGACGGAAUCAGGCGUCUGGCUCUCUCUGAUGUGCCCUUGAAGGUUAUGUUUAAGAGGGCUUGAACUUAAGUUGUGCCGAUCAACAUUGAUUUCCUUGAUUUACCCCCACAUCCUUCUCACUUUUCAAUAUUACAUAUGUAUGCUAUAGCAAUAAGAUUUGAAUAAUGUAAAUCUUGGGAAAGAUUAUAGUAAUAUAUCACAUACUAGUUGCAAAGUGCAUAGAACUUGGCAGCAAGUUUGACAACUUGCAGACUUUCCAAUGCUUUGUCAUUGAUUACGCUAUAUAUAGAUUUAUAUACCAUUUCUUCGUCUAGGUUCAGAAAGUCGUACUUGUAUUUAUUCAGAAGAAGUGUGUGUAGUUUGGGGAUUGUUGGUUUUCAUGCAUGAUAAUCUUUUCACAUUCAAACUAUAAAGCUAUAUAUACACAUUUGAUCAAUUAUCUAUUGCUAGUUCACUGACAGCAAGCUUUUUGAAAAC